AGGCCAGGAAAUAAAUUUGAUUCUUCUUUGUAAUUUACUUAGUGCCUACAUAGCAUGUAGUAUAUUAGUAAGCUUUCAGUAAGCAUUACUGAGUGAAUAAUUCUGUCAGUGUCAGUACCUAACGUUUAAAGUUUUAAUCUGGCUAUAAUCCCACUAUAUUUCUCACUUUUCCCCAACAUGGACCCUUAUUUAGGCAGGUGAGUCUCUUUAAUAUUCUUUUCAAUUUCUCUUUCAAUCUUUUCCUAAUGAAUCUAGCCCACAUUGAUCUGUUUCUUCUUCUGUUCCUGUUGAAUUUACUGUUAUAAUUAUUUUCAGCCAGUUAAGUAUUUUCAUCCUAUCUGUAUUAUCAGCUGACUAAUGGAAUAAACAAAUACUGAUUUGUUUGAGAGAUUUCUAUUACUUUUUUUUUUUUUGCCUCAGGUAAUUUUGGAGUUAAUGGAGCCAGACGGACCUCCAGAGUCAGAGAGUUCAGAAAGAUUAAUAUUUUUCUCACAGCAAGAAGAAGAAGAUGAUGAAGAAGAAGGUGAUAAUGAAGGAGAAGCAAAAGAACCAGAAGAAACAGGCACCCUUAAUCCUGUCUUACAACCUGCCCUCACAGGGGAUGUAGAAGGUUUGCAGAAGAUUUUUGAGGAUCCUGAGAACCCUCAUCAUGAACAGGCCAUGCAGCUACUCUUGGAAGAAGACAUCAUUGGGAGAAAUUUGUUGUAUGCAGCUUGCAUGGCUGGGCAAAGUGAUGUGAUUAGAGCUUUGGCAAAAUAUGGUGUGAAUCUGAACGAAAAAACCACCAGAGGUUACACACUCUUACACUGUGCUGCAGCCUGGGGUCGUUUGGAAACUUUGAAAGCACUUGUGGAAUUGGAUGUUGAUAUAGAAGCUCUGAACUUUCGGGAAGAAAGAGCUCGAGAUGUUGCUGCUCGGUAUUCCCAGACCGAGUGUGUUGAAUUCCUGGACUGGGCAGAUGCAAGGCUGACUCUGAAAAAAUAUAUUGCAAAGGUCUCUGCAGUUGUUACAGACACAGAAAAGGGACCAGGGAAGCUCUUUAAGGAAGACAAGAAUACCAUCCUCAGUGCAUGCCGUAUAAAAAAUGAAUGGUUGGAAACCCAUUUGGAAGCUUCUGUCAGCGAGCUUUUGGAGCAGAAACAACAAUUGGAAGAUAUUGUGACUCCUAUCUUCACAAAAAUGGCAACACCGCAUCAUAAAAGGUGAUGCAGUUUCCAGCUAGUUCAUUUGAGAUGCUCAGUCUUGGAAACCAGUCUGUGUGGAGAGACCCAUAUGGACAGAAACUGAGGCCCUAACCCACAGCCCUGUCUGAGCUUCAGCUAACAGUCACUGCUAGUGAGCCAUCUCGGAAGCAGAUCCUUCAAUCAAGCCACCACAGCCAAUGCAGUAUGGAGCCUUCUCUGUUGAGUCCUGCUAAAAUUGUAGAUGUCAGUUAAAUAAAUGAUUGUUGUUGUUUUAACCUAC
This is a messenger RNA of Lynx canadensis (Canada lynx), 1464 nucleotides long. RefSeq names its product ankyrin repeat domain 45 (gene ANKRD45). Gene Ontology annotation, molecular function: protein binding. The record is from RefSeq and is a predicted model, not a curated record. The transcript is spliced from 5 exons. Lineage: Eukaryota; Metazoa; Chordata; Mammalia; Carnivora; Felidae. Bases 436 to 1206 code for a protein of 256 amino acids.